Cuculus canorus (common cuckoo) is the source of this 2188-nucleotide messenger RNA. It is a transcript of the gene NEUROD6, whose product is annotated as neuronal differentiation 6. NCBI's taxonomy places the organism in Eukaryota, Metazoa, Chordata, Aves, Cuculiformes, Cuculidae. The record is from RefSeq and is a predicted model, not a curated record. Gene Ontology annotation, molecular function: protein dimerization activity. Gene Ontology annotation, biological process: regulation of DNA-templated transcription; nervous system development. The transcript has 2 exons. The coding region runs from base 295 to 1308 and encodes 337 amino acids.
AUGCUGGUACCCACUUAGAGGGAUGCCAGAUGAUCAGUGCAGAAUGAAGGUCCCAGGAGAAAGGCUCACGUGGUUUUCUCUGCCCCGUGACGUCACUAGCAGAUGGCAUGGGUACCAGCUCUGGCAGUUGGCAUCAAUGUCACUUUUUAGAGAUCAAUGAGAUAGUGCAGAUAUACACAGAUCUAGACUCCAGGAGACGAUGCGACAUUCAGACUGAAAAGAUUUGGAAGGCAAAAAAUGAAAACUGAUUGUUGAAUGAAAUAAAAAGCUAAGGUAACUUAAGAUUAUAGAACCAUGUUAACACUACCGUUUGAUGAGUCUGUUGUAAUGCCAGAAUCCCAGAUGUGCAGAAAGUUUUCCAGAGAAAGUGAUGACCAAAAGCAAAUGAAGAACCCCGAAAGCUUUUCGAAGCAGAUCGUGCUCCGAGGAAAGAAUAUUAAAAGAUCUCCCGGAGAGGACACAGAAAAAGAGGAGGAGGAGGAAGAGAGAGAAGAAGAGGAUGAGAAUGGCUUGCCUAGGCGAAGGGGCCUUCGGAAAAAAAAGACAAGCAAGAUAAGGAUGGAAAGGAUCAAAUUCAGGCGGCAAGAAGCCAACGCUAGAGAGAGGAACCGGAUGCAUGGCCUUAAUGAUGCCCUGGACAAUUUAAGGAAAGUGGUCCCUUGUUAUUCUAAAACACAAAAACUGUCCAAAAUAGAAACCUUAAGACUAGCUAAGAACUACAUUUGGGCUCUUUCUGAAAUCCUGCGAAUUGGCAAGAGACCCGACCUGCUCACCUUCGUCCAAAACUUGUGCAAGGGUCUGUCCCAGCCAACUACAAACUUGGUGGCGGGAUGCCUGCAGCUGAAUGCCAGAAGUUUCCUGAUGGGCCAGGCAGGGGAAGGUGCCCAUCACACUCGCUCACCCUACUCCACCUUCUACCCCCCCUACCACAGCCCUGAGCUUGGCACCCCCCCUGGGCAUGGGACUCUCGACAACUCCAAGUCCAUGAAACCCUACAAUUAUUGCAGCGCUUAUGAGUCCUUCUAUGAAAGCACUUCCCCCGAGUGUGCCAGUCCACAGUUUGAAGGUCCCUUAAGUCCUCCCCCAAUUAACUAUAAUGGGAUAUUUUCCCUGAAGCAAGAAGAAAGCUUGGACUACGGCAAAAAUUACAAUUACGGCAUGCAUUACUGUGCAGUGCCACCCAGGGGUCCCCUUGGGCAGAGCUCUAUGUUCAGGUUGCCUACAGAGAGCCACUUCCCUUACGACUUACAUCUGCGCAGCCAGUCUCUCACCAUGCAAGAUGAAUUAAAUGCAGUUUUUCAUAAUUAAUGAGGAAAAUGAAAAUAAACAGUGGUCAUUCACCUCCCCAUCUAAUUAAGAGCAAGCAGAUGCUUGGGCACUGCAUAAUUGGCACAACUCUAUUUAACGUGUUUACUAGUUCCUAAAGUGUGUUUCAACUAUUGUGGGGAUUUUCUAUGUAUUAAUAAACCCUUUUUCUGAUAAGUAUUUUCCUUUCAUUUUUUUUUGUCUGUAAACACUGUGAUAUUCUUUUUCCUCCCAGAGGUUUUUUCUGCCCUUCUUAUUUUUUCUUUUUAUCUCCCUAUUUGCUUGAUUUGUUGAGCAGUGUGUCUGAACAAUAUCGCUGAAAUAAAAGCGUACACACUGUAAAGUCAAUGUCUAUUUUGAUUGUACAGUAAUUAUACAAAUGCAUGUUAUUGAAAUCAGAUUAAUGAAAAUGAUGUAUUUAUAAUUGGUAGAAAAUAUAUAUUAUGUAUUUGAGGAGAACUGGAUUAAAAAUAUUCAAAACUUUAAAGAAAUUAUCUCAGAACUGAGAUGGGUUUGCAAUAUGCAGAGGUGAGAGUGCAGCAAUAUUGAAAGCUAUGCAAAAAAAAAAAAGCAAACAAAAAACUAGAACAGUUUUUUCGGUUGUUGUUUUUAGGUAAGCUAAGGAAAAACAGUGACUGUCACUGAGAUUAUUCAGCUUGACCUUUAGAGUGUUGCUGGCAGGGGCCACAUGCUAAUAUUUUAGAUGUUGUCGAAAUUUUGCCUCAGUUAUUUUAAUCAUAUAUAAUCAGCACUUUUUUUUUGUAUUAUUCUGACUUCAAGAUGUAAAGGUCUGUUAUAACGAUGUAUAACUGUGGUUUCUCACUACGUACUUUAUCUGCAAUUAAACAUAGAUGUUUCCACUUUUAAAAUACAUCUAUUAGCU